GUCUAGAAGAAAAAACAGUUCUUUCCAAAAAAGAAAAAAUGAAGCUGAGGAAGGAAAGAUGGCUACAAAAAAUAGAGAGUGUGAAGCUAGCCAAGCAGAAGCAAAAAGCCGAAGCCAAGCGGAAGGCAACACCUGUGGUGGGAGACAUGCAGCCGCUGAUGGAAGCCCUGCCAGAGCUCUCUGACCUGACCGCAGGUGGCAGGGGCAGGAAGCCACCCAAGAGCCAUGUAAAGGCAAAGGCAGAACCUGCAGACUUCUGUCUGAUGAAACCAGCUCAGAAAUGCCGGCUUUUAGAGGAGGAAGUGGCUCGGUUUCAUGAGGUCAUCGCCGAUCCCAGGUACAGAGCCAACCCCCUUAUGGCCAUCAGUGAGCAUCUCUCCAAGAGGCUGAGGCAGGAGGAAGAAGGUAAACCCCUCUGA
Messenger RNA from Merops nubicus (carmine bee-eater), 419 nucleotides. It is a transcript of the gene SLX9, whose product is annotated as family with sequence similarity 207, member A. The annotation marks the transcript as partial. The transcript has 4 exons. Gene Ontology annotation, cellular component: nucleolus; preribosome, small subunit precursor; 90S preribosome. Lineage: Eukaryota; Metazoa; Chordata; Aves; Coraciiformes; Meropidae. Gene Ontology annotation, biological process: maturation of SSU-rRNA from tricistronic rRNA transcript (SSU-rRNA, 5.8S rRNA, LSU-rRNA). The record is from RefSeq and is a predicted model, not a curated record.